AUCUUUAAUUUAGGUCUAAACAUUUUUGGAGUCAGUAGAAUUCUUUUAAAAUGUCUACGAUUAUUUACAGUAUUCAACAGCAUUGUUUUGCAGACAACAGAGUCCAGUUCAAAUCCAAUCCCAGGAGGGAAAAUAAUUGAUUUUUUUUUUUUUUUCAGAGAAUGAGACAAGGCAACUUACUUAAAAGCACUAAUAACAGUUAUUUAGUCCCCGAGCAGCCUUUGAAGAUGAACAGCUCGCUGUAUUUAAUCUCAUGAAAUGAAGGGGCGGGCUGUAGUUGCAUUUCCUCCUCACAUCCUCCUGCGUUGACCCGCCGACUGGACAGACACACGCCUCCGGAGCAACAAGCCUCGCUGGGGAAAACGACCUUUAUCUGCUGUUAAGGAGCGAUGGGCAGCCUGUAUAAGGAUGAGCAGGACGACUGGAUCACAGUGUGUCUCAAGUACCUCCUUUUUGUUUUCAACUUCCUCUUCUGGAUGGGCGGUGGGGUGGUAAUGGGGGUUGGGAUCUGGACGCUGGUCGAUAAAGGAGAGUACCUGAGCCUACUAGCCUCCAGUACAUUCGCCGUGUCCGCCUACAUCCUGAUCCUGGCCGGGGGGCUGGUGAUGGUCACUGGGUUCUUGGGCUGCUGUGCCGUCAUUCGUGAGCAGAGGAGCUGUCUGUCCACGUACUUCUCCUGUCUGCUUCUGAUCUUCCUCAUUGAGCUGGUGGCUGGUGUUCUGGCCUAUGUUUAUUACCAGGCGCUGAGUGAAGAGCUGAAGCAGCACUUGAGCAAGACGAUGACAGAGAACUAUGCUCAACCUGGAAAAGACAGCAUCACUCAAUCUGUGGACAGACUACAGCAGGAUUUCAAGUGCUGUGGGAGCAACAACUCUUUGGAUUGGACACACAGUGUGUACAUCAUGUCCAAGGCGGCGGAGUCAAGGUUGGUCCCUGACAGCUGCUGUAAGACCAUCACCCCUCAGUGUGGAAAGAGAGACCACCCCUCCAAUAUCUACAAGGUGGAGGGCGGCUGUAUCACUAAACUGGAGCAGUUCCUGGCGGAUCACUUGCUCAUCAUUGGAGCUGUAGGGAUAGGAGUGGCCUGUCUACAGAUAUGUGGAAUGGUGUUCACCUGUUGCCUGCACAGGCGAAUUAAACUGGACCCAUACUGAUGCUCGGAAACGUAUAUGCCUUUCCUGACGCUCCAACACACACAUACGCGGCCUUACUACUGUGCCCAUUUAAAACUGCAUGACCAAAUGCACUAACAUCAAUAUGAGGGCUUUAUUAUCUUUCAUUUGCCACAUUUUUAGACAAAUGUUGCUAUUGUUGUUGCCUCCUUAUGAUCAUAAUAGUUGUGGCAUAUAUCGCCCUGUGGUCAUUUAGAUGUCAAGGAGGCAGUUAGAAAUGACAUUUAUUUUUUACUUUGAGUAAAUUAUAAUAUCAUAUAUCAAAAUAUAUUUUUAUGAAACUCAUAUUUGUUUUGAUUUGCUCAUAUUAAAUGUAUGCAAUGUGCUGCUAUAACUCAAACAGGUGUGGGAACCUCCUUAUGGGCUCAAAAAUACACUGGACCAACAUCAAAAAUGGGUUGAAGUCCAUUUAUUAUUAUAUUUUCCUAAAAAAUAUAUAUGUAGCCUGUGGAAAGAUCACUGUUUAAAAAGUUUCAGGAAGUGUAGGUAUUCAUAUUCGGGGGGAAAAUGUCAUUAUUUCCUAAAACAGACUAGAAAGUGUAUGUCUACAUUAUAUAUAUAAUAUGGCCAAACAGGAAGUAAGUGUCUUAUUUUAAAUAUAUGGAUCUUCAUUAGUUGUUCCUGAAUUGUAGAUCAGUUUGCAAAUUCUAAUUCCUUUAAUGCAAAUUCUGCCAAUUGUGUCAUACUUCAUACGAGUUAAAACAAAACAAACAAAAAAAAAUUAAGGUGCUUUUUGAACCUUGAUAAUAUCCCUCAGAUGGAUUGGCUGAAUAUUAUGCUUAGUGGAUUUUAUAAGAGCUUUCAUUGAAUUGAUGAACUCCCGGGUGAUCGAAGGAAAAGAAUGAGCAAUAUUCCAUUGCAUUGCAAUACAAAUCACAGCUGCAAAAUCUUAAUGUAGUUGCCACAGCAACAUAAGCCUUAUUGAAAUUCAAUGUCAUUUGGGGGAAAUGGUUAGGAAAAAGAAAAAGAUUUAAUGUAACAUUCUUGUUUUUUGUUGUUGUACUGAUUAGCAUAUAAUCCAAUUGCUUUAUGCUAAUGACAGAUGCAUAUUUUAAAAUGUCAGUAAAACAUUGUGCAAAUUAGCAAUCUCUCAUCAGGGCUGCAAGAAAGUCUGUAGAUUGUGAUUUAAAAUACACAUUUAAGCAUCCCAUUAGUUGAUAUAAUAGCUGUACUGAUCUUUUAUUUGAAUACUGUUAUGUGUUUUGUAGAUUGAAUGUGUAUUCAUAAUGUUAUUUCACCAUUUGCUCUGAUAACUUCAUAAAUUCUUUGCCUUAAGACUAUUGCAUCAUUUUGUGGGCAGUAGAGCUCUGUCUGAAACAGCUGUAUGUUUAUUGAAUGUUUUUAAAAAUGUUCUUCUAAUAAACGUAUUUUGUUGACGUA
Messenger RNA from Megalobrama amblycephala (Wuchang bream), 2552 nucleotides. RefSeq names its product tetraspanin 11 (gene tspan11). Gene Ontology annotation, cellular component: membrane. The record is from RefSeq and is a predicted model, not a curated record. Lineage: Eukaryota; Metazoa; Chordata; Actinopteri; Cypriniformes; Xenocyprididae. Bases 390 to 1154 code for a protein of 254 amino acids. The transcript has 8 exons.